AUGCUUCAACGUUGCAUCCAGAAUGGCGACCACCUUACCGGCCGAGCUCACCACUGUGCGAUUCUCAAGACGGGUAAUUGCUUAGAUUUGUUUGCUCACAACGUUCUGCUCAACCUCUACGUGAAUGGGAAGUCCUUGACUGAUGCCCGUAAGGUGUUCGACGAGAUGCCUCUUUGCAAAGAUAUGGUUUCGUGGACUGGGAUGGUGGCUUGCUAUGCGGAGAAUAGUUGCUUCCUAGAGUCUUUUCAAGUGUUCUCUGAUAUGAGGAGAAUUGGAUUCCGGCCUAAUCAUUUUACGCUUGCUGCUGUGCUCAAGGCCUGUGUUGGCCUAGAGGCUUUUGAUUUGGCCAAGGGGACACAGGUUCAUUGUCACGUGCUUAAGCUUGGUUUUCUUGAAGACAUUUUUAUCACAAAUGCUUUAAUGGAUGUUUAUGCCAAAUGCAGUCUGAUAGAAAACUCUCUUACGCUAUUUUUAGGAUCAUCAAUCACGAACGACGUCAGUUGGAAUACUAUGAUUGUUGGUUUUGUGCAUGCGGGUGAUUUCGAUUCAGCAUUGAGCUUCUUCAAAGAUACGCUUGAAUGCCAUAAUGUCCAGCCAACGGAAGUUACAUAUUCCAGCGCUCUUUGUGCUUGUGCUAGUCUAGCAGCUCUCGACCCAGGAACUCAGAUUCAUUGUUUGACAAUGAAAACUACAUAUGACAAGAACACCGUAGUUGGUAAUGCUUUGAUAGACAUGUAUGCAAAGUGUGGCAGCAUUAAAGACGCACGCCUGGUAUUUAAUGGUCUAACCAAAAAUGACGAGGUCUCCUGGAAUGCUAUGAUAUCAGGGUACUCUAUGCAUGGUCUCGGUGGGGAAGCUCUGAAGGUUUUUGACAUGAUGCAAGAAACUGAUGUUAGGCCAAAUCAGAUGACCUUUGUUGGGGUGCUAUCUGCAUGUAGUAACGGUGGACUGCUCAGCAAAGGAGAAGCUUAUUUUAAAUCUAUGAUACACGACCAUGGUAUUGAGCCAUGCGUGGAACACUACUCUUGUAUGGUCUGGCUAUUAGGAAGGUUAGGUCAUCUCGAUCGAGCUCUGAAGCUGAUAAAAGAAAUGCCAUUUGAGCCCUCUCUUAUGGCAUGGCGUGCUUUACUUGGUGCUUGUGUCAUCCACAAUGAUGUUGAGAUAGGCAAACUCUGUGCAAAGCACAUCCUCGAGAUUGAUCCCCAAGAUGAGUCGACCCAUGUGUUGUUAUCCAACAUGUAUGCCAGAACCAGGAGGUGGGCAAAUGUCGCUACUGUUAGGAGAAGCAUGAAAACAAAAGGACUCAACAAAGAACCAGGUCUUAGCUGGAUUGAGAACCAGGGCACUGUUCACUAUUUCACUGUGGACGACGCUUCACAUCCUGACAAGAAAAUGAUCUAUGGAAUGCUGGAGUGGCUGAACAUGAAAACUAGGCAAGAAAGCUACAGUCCUGACCGUAAUGCUGUGUUGCGGGACAUUGAAGAUGAUCAAAAAGAGCGCCACUUGUGGGUGCACAGUGAACGACUGGCUUUAGCUUUUGGUCUUAUCAAAACACCAUCGGGAAGCAGCCCUAUCCGGAUCAUAAAAAACCUUCGCAUCUGUGCUGACUGUCAUGCUGUCAUGAAAUUGAUAUCGAAGAUUGUGAAACGAGAUAUCAUCGUGAGGGAUAUGAAUCGGUUCCACCACUUUGAGAAUGGACUUUGCUCUUGUGGCGACUACUGGUGAUUAAGAUCUUAGCACCUGGAAGAGGCAAGGUCUCUUUUUAAGGAAGCGUUUCCAAUCCAUUUGUUGAUCUUUUCUGAAUCAGUUGUUUGACAUCUACCAAUUAGGCCUAUAGCUUGUUUAAGAGUUCUCCAUCGUGGACGAACAGAUUUCAGAUUAUGAGUAUAUGCCAAUCAGAAGGUUGGACUUCAUUCUUUUCCGUCUUUGCCAUUUUUUAUCUGCUGCAUUCAGAGCAUUUUGCCAUGGCAGAGGAUACAGAAUGUAUAGGACUAUAGGUUCAAGAUGACCACCAGUCAAGUCUUCAAGAUGCUGCAGAAUCUCAGCUUACUCUUAGCGAAGUUACUGGUGAACGGGGUUACGGGCUGAUUGAGUUCAUUCCGUAUGAAAAGAUUGGUCUUAUUGAGGCUGACAGGUUGGGUAAUUAGUUGCGCAGCAUUGAGGGUUUUGCUAACUCGGAGAAGCUAGUUUACCUGUUUCAUUGUAUUGGAAUUUGGAAACCUCCUCAACAAGUCUUCACCUUCUCACUGCUCUUAUCCUUCUUUUCUUUCGUCCAGGUUCACUCCUCUCAUCCUGUAUAAUAAAAUCUAUUAAUUAGGUGAAAGGAAUACAUCAAAUGGGGCAGCAGAUGAGCAGCAUGACGACGAUGAGGAUGAGUUGCGGACUUUCAACUUUGAAAUCAUUGCUGCUGCUGCAACUAAUUAUUUCGCAACCGCAAACAAGAUUGGAGAAGGAGGUUUCGCACCUGUUUACAAGGGAAGGCUGGUGACUGGGCGAGAAGUCGCAGUAAAGCGACUAUCAAGAAGUUCAGGGCAAGGGGUUGUGGAGUUCAGAAAUGAAGCCUGUCUCAUUGCCAACUCCAGCACACUAAUCUGAUGAGGCUAUGAGGAUUCUGCACGCGGAGAGACGAGAAGAUUUUACUUUAUGAGUAUAUAUAUGCCAAACGGAAGUUUGGACUCCUUUCUUUUUGAUGCCGAAAGAAAGAGAGUGCUAGACUGGAAGAAAUGUUCAGAAAUGACUUGCAGGCAAGCAAUGUCUUGCCUGAUGAUGACAUGAACCCAAAGAUAUCAGAUUUCGGGAUGGCUACGAUAUUGGGUCUCAGAAUCAGAAGCAAACACAGGGUGUAUUGUGCGAACAUAUGGCUACAUGUCUCCGGAGUACGCACUGCAUGGUGUUGUCUCUACUAAAACCAAUGUGUUCAGCUUUGGCAUUUUGCUUCUGGAAAUUGUGAGUGGCAAGAAAAACAAUGGUUUCUAUGACCCUGACGAAAAACUGUCCACCCUCGCUGGAUAUGCGUGGCAGCUGUGGAAUGAAGGCCAGGGAGGCAGGGACUACAACUGUUGGACCGGACAGUAGCAGAUUUCAACACACAAAAUGUACUGAGAUGCAUUCAGACAGGUCUGUUGUGCGUUCAAGAUCAGGCCACAGAUAGACCUGCCAUGUCUGAAGUUGUGGCCUUGCUGUCCAAUGAGACACGGGUACUGGCACACCCAAAGCAACCAUCGUUUUGUGCCGGUGAAGUAGCAGAAGAGCUUGCCAAAGUGGAAAUCGAAGGUGAGAACUGUUUCAGAAACAAUAUGACCACCUCUGCAAGGAGGCAAGAUAAGUAGAUGGAUAGUGCCUUGUGGUCUAGUCCAUCAUGUUGUGCAUAUGUGAUACAUCGGGAGUUGAAACCUCUCAAGUCAGCCGUGUUGAUGAACCAUAGCUACAGUUGCAUGUCGAUCGAACAUGUUUGGCAAUAGUGUUUACUGUAAGAUGUUUGUCAAAUGUCAUGCUGUAGGAUUUUGAAGCUGUCUAUAGACAGGUGCAAGUGAAGUCAAAACGUUUAUGGAAAAGCUUCUAAUGCUAAGCUCACGACUUUAUCAUUCCAAGUAACAUGCUACGAGAUUUAUUAUAAAGUUUACAUCUUGUUAGAGGUUCUAGC
Molecule: messenger RNA, 3643 nt
Organism: Linum tenue
Lineage: Eukaryota; Viridiplantae; Streptophyta; Magnoliopsida; Malpighiales; Linaceae
Source: the annotation of a GenBank genome assembly